Molecule: messenger RNA, 6465 nt
Organism: Xyrichtys novacula (pearly razorfish)
Lineage: Eukaryota; Metazoa; Chordata; Actinopteri; Labriformes; Labridae
Source: the annotation of a GenBank genome assembly
CUAGUCUCAUACUGAACUCGAUACAGAGCACUGAGGGGAGGAGACACUUAAAUUCCAAGAAACCCAAAAGAGAAAGCAUGAGAGUAAGCAGUCACCUGAGCCAACAUUUGCAUACUUUUUCCAAGGAAACUAGUCACACGCCUUCAGAGGAAAUAACAGCCUAACAGAGCUACACUGAGAGGAGGAGCAACAAUGAAAGAGGAGAAACUUAAACUCCAUUUCCAGAGGAAAUAACAGCCUUACAGAGCUACACUGAGAGGAGGAGCAACAAUGAAAGAGGAGAAACUUAAACUCCAUUUCCAGAGGAAAUAACAGCCUUACAGAGCUACACUGAGAGGAGGAGCAACAAUGAAGGAGGAGAACCUUAAACUCCAUGUUCGCUGAAACGGAAGUUAAAGUCUGAGCGUAAACAGAGCUAAAACCGUCAAGGUGAUCUUAACAGAACUGCAAGUCUGUCUGUCACAGGUGAGUUCACCGACUAAAAAAGACAGAACUUCACUCUAAAGCAUGUUUGAUCAUUACUUUUGUUUUCUGCUACACCCGAUGCAUCUCUCUCUCAUUCUCUACAUCUGUUGCAAACCUUUCUGCAUAUUUUUGUUGCUUGAUUGUGUCUGAAUAUAUCUUCUUUUUCCUUAUAAACCCAUGAGCACGUGUUGGUGAAUGAUGGGUAUAUUGUUUUUGAGGUUUCAUCUCAAAACACAAUUCAAUGAUUAACACAUGACUUGUUGAAUUUAGCUAUUUUCUCAUAAAAUUUGGUCACCAGCCGGCUCUAAUAACAGAAUAAAAUUAACACUGAAAAUGCUCCACCUGUUAUUGAGUAGGUUUAUACAACAUUUGCAUUGCACUAAGAGAAACCCGGUUAUUCUCAGCUGUCAGAAACUUGGAUAAUGGAGCGCUCACACCAAGCAAGAGUAAAAUCAUCCACUCGCUUAAUUUGUGAGAAACCAGACGUGUGAAUGAAUAGUAUUUCCUCGCUUCAUUCGCGCGUCAACGGUAAUUUCAACGGUAAUCCCUGCCAAUUCAACCAGCGGGAUCAAGUGAUAGACAAAGGUUUUUCACAAUUUACCAGGUAAUCCGACCUCCUCACUCCAGACGAGCUCCUUUUUAUUCCAGUUUCGGUAAUUGAAAAAAAAGGCAGGGCUCUCAAGUCUCACGCAUUCAGCGUGAGACACACGCAUUCCCACUCGUUCACACGCUCACACGCCACACAUUGUAUUUCUCACGCAUUUAAAUGAACAUGGUGAUGUCCACCAAGUUGCACCUCUUUAACUAUGGAACAGGGGGAAAUCAACGGAGUUUCUCCGAGAGUUCCUAAGUUGCGUGCCACGCGCAAGCCAAUCAAAUAAAGUAUAUUUACUGAACAGCCAAUCAAAAAGCAGCAUUGUUGUAUCCGGGUAGAUUUUGAUAUCUUGCGGUUUGACUACAGAAGAAGACAGACACUUGCCGAAAUAGAGCAGGUUUUUAUAAGGCCGAGAUAGACCCGAUGAUUACAGUAAGUCAGUAACCUACACAUGCAGAGACCUCAACACCUCAUGGCAGAUAAACUCAUAUGAUAAACUAAAGCCCUAUGCUAUUGCUAUUAACAGCUGCAUUGAUGAAUUUAGCCUCUGUACAGCCAUUUCCCCUCCACAAAAGCAGCAUUUCUCAUAUAUUCUUUUUAAAGUUCUGAUACUCGUGACAGUGUAAUGCUGAUAUACCAAAGGAUUAAGUAUCUCCAUGUCUGUGAAACCUAUACUAAAGUACAAUUCAUCUAAAUGCUCCUCAGUGCUGAUUUUAACAACUCUCCUCCACAACAGGUAACUUAACUACUUUAUUCUUAAAGUCAUUAAUGACUUUAUUCUCCUAAAUAAUAACUUUAAUCUCAAAGAUUUAAAAAUGUUUUUUUCUUUCUUAAUGUGGCCCUCAUACUCCAUUGUAUUUAUUAGAUUAUUAUACUAAUAAUUAUCUUCAAUCACUCUUCGACCCCCCCCCCCCCCCCCCAGCGUCAUUCCUGCCGUCAGAGUAGUACCAGCGUCUAAUCGUGUCUUUGCAUUGACUCAACAUGUAAUUCAUUUGCACAGAUGAUUUUACCCGCGCUUAGUGGCAUACCCUAAAACUUGGAGAGGAUGUUGACAUACACAAACGCCAAAACAGUAUAAUGUCCACACCCAUAGUGUCCCGUAAAAGAGUAACAGGUAAUAAACGAAUAACUUUUAGCAGAAGGUUUGACUAUCUGUCCCUUUUCUUAUCCUCAGGUUGUAAAAAUGUCUGCUGCCUGCUGUCUGCUGAAUGAGGAUCAGUUCCUGUGCUCCAUCUGUCUGGACAUGUUCAUCAAUCCAGUCAGCACACCAUGUGGACACAACUUCUGUAAAGACUGCAUCACCGAACAUUGGAGAACCAACGGCCGGUGUCGGUGUCCCAACUGUAAAGAGGUUUUCUACACCACACCUGAGCUGAAGGUCAACACGUUCAUAUCUGAGGUCACUGCCCAGUACAGACUGUCAGCUCUUCAGGAAGCCAGCAUGGAGCGACAAGCUGCAGAACCAGGAGAUGUUUCCUGUGACGUCUGCACUGGAACCAAACUGAAGGCCCUGAAGUCCUGCUUGGUGUGCCUGGCCUCUUACUGUGACACUCACCUCGAGCCUCAUCUGAGAUCUUCACGUCUACAAAAACAUCAGCUGAUCGACCCUGUGGAGAACCUGGAAGGAAGGAUGUGUACGAAGCAUGACAAACUGCUGGAGCUGUUCUGCAAAAACGACCAGAUGUGUGUCUGCGUGCUGUGCACCGUUACGAACCACAAAACGCAUGAUGUUGUUCCUCUGGAAGACGAGUACAAAGGAAAGAAGGCCGAGCUGGAGAAGACAGAGAAUGAAAUUCAGCAGAUGAUCCAGAAGAGACGCCUGAAGAUCGAAGAGAUCAGACGGUCAGUGGAGCUCAGUAAUAAGAAUGCAAACAGAGAGAUCGCUGAAGGUGUCGAGGUCUUCACAGCUCUGAAAGAAUCCAUCGAGAGAAGUCAGGCCGAGCUCAUCCGAACCAUCAAAGAGAAGCAGAAGGAGACGGAGGAACGGGCUGAAGGCUUCAUCGCAGAGCUGCAGCAGGAAAUCUCUGAGCUGAAGAAGAGAUUCUCUGCGGUAGAGCAGCUCUCACUCUCUGAAGACCACCUCCACCUCCUUCAAAACUUCACCACCCCGAACGCUGCUCCACCCACCAAAAACUGGACUGAAAUCAGAGUCCGCCCAAUGUCUUAUGAGGGGACUGUGGUGAGAGCUGUGAGCCACCUCGAGGACACGCUCAGUAAACAGAUGAAGGAGCUGUUCGAGGCUGAGGUGAGGAGGGUCCAGCAGUAUGAAGUGGAUGUGAUUCUCGAUCCUGAUACGGCACAUUUCAAACUCAUCCUGUCCGACGAUGGGAAACAAGUUUAUUGUGGCGAUGUGUGGAAGGACCUCCCAGUCACCCCGGAGAGAUUUGAUUGGUGUGCUGUUGUCUUCGCAAAGCGGGGUUUCUCUUCGGGCAAAUUUUACUAUGAGGUCCAGGUCAAAGGAAAGACAAAGUGGGAUUUAGGAGUGAGCAGAGAGUCCAUCAACAGGAAGGGGAAGAUCUCUCUGUCUCCUCAGAACGGUUUCUGGGCGAUAUGGUUGAGGAAUGAAAACGAGUACGAAGCGUGUGCCAGCCCUCCAGUCAGUCUUUCUCUGAAGUCUCAUCCUGAGAAGGUCGGGGUGUUCGUGGAUUAUGAAGAGGGUCUGGUCUCCUUUUAUGAUGUUGAUGCUGCAGCUUUGAUCUACUCCUUUACCGACUGCUCCUUUGCUGAGAAACUCUUCCCAUGCUUUAGCCCAUGUCACAACAACUGCGGUUUAAACUCCGCCCCUCUGAUCAUCUCUCCUGUUUAUCAAGCUGACUGGAAAAACGAGUUAUUCUCAUCAUGAAGACUCACAUCAGGAAUAAGUCCUGACAAAGGGGAGGUUUCUGCACAGACGCCAAAGUUCUGUGACUGUUUUUAUUGCAAAUAAGUUGUCCACGCAACAGAAUUUUUUUCUAUUUGGUCUAAAACUGUAUAUAAAAAUGUCACAUCGACACUCAAGGCCUGUCUGUGGAUUCAGACACGGGUUUGUUGUUCUGUCAGUAUGUUUAUAUGCAUAAGUCGAGCUAUAAUUAGAGCUUGAUUAGUGGGUUUUAACUCGACCACUGUCUGUGUCUGAGCAUCAAUUAACAAAAGUAUGUCUGCUUCGCUUUGCAAGGUAGCAGUCCGCCCCCUUUCAGCUCUGUCCUCUGACCAGGUUUUGUUUCCUACCCGACUUCCCACCCUGUUCAACUCCAGGGUCAAAGCAUGAUAUAAACAGUUGAGUCAUAUGUGGUGUGUACAUGCAAGAGAAUAUCAAUUUCCUUGUGAUGGAAAUUACGGAUCUUUUUAGUGAUCAUUCAGUUCAGCUCACCAAGAAGAGCCGGCUCUAUCGGCUCCCAAACGUCUCUUCAUUUAACACUUGUCCAUUUUCUAAUUCAGCCAAAUUUAGUGUUGUUUGGCUUAUGAUAUGUAUAUAUGUGUACACAUACCGCUUAAAUAAUUCAAUACAUCUUUUGUACUGAAGUACUCAUGAGUAAAAAUUAUAUUUUUUAAUAUCAGUGAAUUGCUGUAGCCAAUUGUUUUUAUUGCAUUUACAGACAUUUUACAUUUUGGUACACAAAGCAGAUAGAAAUCCCGUCAUUCUGCCUUGUAGUUUUUUUUCUAUGAUCUGUGGUGGGAAAAAAGAAAGAAAGAAAGAAAGAAAUUGCACAUCGUUCACAAAGCAGACGGCUCUUUGAACCGGUUCGAUUGUGACUGACACAUCACUACAAUUUCCAGCUGUAUUGUAUAACUACAACAAACUUGAUUCGGUUGAAUUUCAGUCAGCUGACAAAUUAAAAAGUUUAGGUUUAUGAGCUAUAUGCAGUCACCUCAGAUUACGUUAUGUAUUAAAUAGGGGUUUAAAAAUCACAGUUUCUUGUCUGAUUCAGAAUUAGUCUGGUUUUGUGCCUCUAAAAUGUAGUUUUUCCUAAUUCUCAUAAUUAUUUAAAGCUUUAUUGCCCUGUUAUCUCCCCUGUUGUUAAUCUUUUACUCGACUGUCUGACGGGAUUUACCAGCAAGUGGAGAGGGUCAUGACACCAGGAAGAAACACAAAUAAAGCCUGAUAAAUCUCCUUUUAAAAUUAUGUAACCUUUAUUUAUUCUGGUUUUGUCCCACUGAGAUUAAAACUGGACAAGACACAUACACACAGGGAGUCAGUACAGUUUACUAUCAUAGCAAUGUCACCAGAUCCUCGAGUUUCACAUUAUUCUUCCAUAAACUGUGGGUUAAGGAGGCUGGAAUCCAAAAGCCCUUUUCCCAAAACUCCUGUUCUAGCUUUUAGGACUUAAAGCUUCAAUGUGUGAAAAAGUUUAAAGCUCAAAACUUUGGGCUAAAUGUAGAUUUGUUCUCAAAUCUUUGUGUUUUUGAUCUCAAGUCUGAUAAAAAGGGUCUAACUAGGCUUCAUUUGAGCCACGUCCACCUUACAAGGCAAGAAAAAGGUCUUUUUUCAAGGUAUUACACCAAAAUCAAGAUAAAAAAACAGGUUCUCUGAGAUGAUAGUUAAGUAAGUUUUCAAGUACAUCUUCAUCUCAUUACAAGAAAACCAGUUCAUGUUUUCUGUGUAAAAUAUCUUGAAAUGCGACAUCUGUUUUUUUCUGGACUCGUCACAUGAAUUUGGCUCAAAUUAAGCCUAAAGACUUUGUACCAGAGAGAAUACAAAAACACUUUUUUUCACAGUGAAAUUACUUUUCAUCUUUCAGCAGUUUGAAGGAAAACGAUGUCCUCCUCGUGUCAAUGUUCGUUCUCAAACUUUACUGGCAUAUGGGCACACUUAUCUCCCCGUCCACACAAAAUUGGCGCAUGCCCUGUGGGUCCACAGGUCUUUUUCCUUUAACACAGCUGAAUGUGAGUCCACCUUGGUGAACUGCAUACAGCUUUUCCUCACUAGACCAAGUGAAGUGAAUGUUAUGUCUCCUCAUAACGUCUGCGUCUACGGUGCAAGGUCCUGCAAGAGAGGAGAGAGAAACAGCAGUUUUAUCAUCCCUGAGACUCUUCUAUGCAGAGAUCAUGCUGGGCUGUUUGAGUAUGGAUCAGUAAUAACUGCAAUGAUCGAAAUUAAAGCAAAAUUACUCAGCAGUUAGCUUUGAGGAAGGUCCUCCCUGAUACCAGAAGAACCUGACCAUGACAGGUUCGCUUGCAAAAUCUGUGACAGUCCUUUUAUUGGAAUUAAAAGCAGACUCAUAUAUGAAAAUAACAGAAAACAACUUACUGAGGCACUUGAAAUAUCCAGUCCAUUCACCAUUGUUGCAGGUUUUAUAUGCUGAACCCUCUGGUAUGUGUAACUUCUGGCAGAUGUACUCAACCCUUUCAUUAUGGUCGUACCGGGGUCUCACACUGUUCCUCGUGUCUCCAUUGUCAAGGGGUGGUGGCGUCCCACAGCCCAAAGG